AUGCGGCCGCAGUGGAAGGGGCAGCCGGAGCCGCGACGCGCAACGGAGGGCUGCCCGCCGGGCACCUUCGCCCUUACUGUGAACGUGAACGUGGGCCGGUCCCGGGAGUCUCCUGGGCACUGCAGCUGCCUCCGGCCCCCACCCGAGGGCCGCGUCUUGGCCAGGGCACGGCAUGAUGAUGAUGAUGAUGAUGAUGAUGAUGAGCAUACCACUAAGGCUUGGAGAUGCUGCAGCCAUCCAGUCAAACGCUUCAAACUUAACUCCUGCCACCACAUCAACUACCACCACACCAACUCCUGCCACCACAUCAACUACCACCACACCAACUCCUACCACCACAUCAGCUCCUACCACCACACCAACUCCUACCACCACAUCAACUCCUACCACCACAUCAACUCCUACCACCACAUCAACUACCACCACACCAACUCCUACCACCACAUCAACUCCUACCACCACAUCAACUCCUACCACCACAUCAACUCCUACCACACCAACUCCUACCACCACAUCAACUCCUACCACCACAUCAACUCCUACCACACCAACUCCUACCACCACAUCAACUACCACCACACCAACUCCUACCACCACACCAACUCCUACCACCACAUCAACUCCUACCACCACAUCAACUCCUACCACCACAUCAACUACCACCACACCAACUCCUACCACCACACCAACUCCUACCACCACAUCAACUCCUAUCACCAAACCAACUUCACCUACUUCUACCUCAUUGUGACCAAUAACGGAUCAUCCGUCAAAACAACCACACAGAAUAAUUCUUCAACAACUACUAGCAGUGUCACUUCGUCCAAGACCAGCACCCCAACCAUUCCUUCCCCCCCAGGCCCCAGGAAUCCUUGCCAAGGAGCUCCCUGUAAAGGUGGUUCUUCCUGUGUUAGCCUGAACAAUACCUACUUUUGCCUGUGCUUGUUUGGAUAUUACUAUAACUCUUCCACAUGCAAAAAAGGAAAGGUAUUCCCUGGGACAGUUAAAGUAGAAGUAUCAGAAAUAUCUGGUUUGGGAGAUGAAAAUUCUCUGGCCUAUCAAAAGCUCUAUAAUGCAGUUAAUGAUUUUUUUGGGGCCGCAUUUCACAAUUCUGAUUAUGGACAGACCGUAAUUGAUGGAGUAAGCAUCCCUCCUUCAGCGAGACUAGAGAUGCGUGCUGGUGGUACCGGUGUUGAGGUAAAGGUCCUAAACAUCUUCACAGAAACGACAAAAGAAAAUGAGGGGACCGUGCUUGAAUUAAUCACAAAAGCGAUUGAAAACAACAAAAACAACAUUCUAGGAUAUUCUAAUCAAUCUUUGUGUGAUUAUUUCCAUUGUGAAAAGGAAAAUGCCCAGGACAAGUGUGACAGUGGUUUGCUGUGUAAAUGCAAGCCGGGGUUUGAAAGACCUAACCCACAGAUCCCUUUGUGUUUUGCUUCUGCUCCAACGUGUCCUGACACCUGCAAUGCAAACAACAAUAGGCAAUGCUUAGUGAACAAGGACAACACGGACGUUGAAUGCGUGUGCCUGUCAGGCUACAAGGAAGAUGAUCGUGGGAUCUGUCAAAAGUGUGGAUUUGGCUACGGUGGAGUCAACUGUGAAGACCAAUUUCAGCUGAUCCUCACUAUCGUGGGCAGCAUUGGCGGUGUCCUCAUUCUCGGCCUGGUGAUCGCAUUGAUCUGCUUGACAAGGUCAAAGAACAAAGACAAGUAUAUUGAAGAACAGAACUUGAUUGAGAACGACUUUCAAAAUCUGAGACUACAGCAGACGACAGGCUUCAGCAAUCUAGGAGCAGACGGGAGCAUCUUCCCUAAAGUCAGGGCCAAUAUCUCUGGUCAGCCACAGAAUCCCUACGCAAACCACAGAAGCAUGCCCCGUCCCGACUACUAGAAUGGUAAAAAUUGGGGCCUAUCCAUGGCCCUCAACCCAAUGUAUGAACUUUCCUUUUGAGUGUUUAAAAGACUAAUGGAGAAGUGAGCAGCCGGGAAGAUCUGGCCUUUGGUAUUCAUCUGCCACCCAGCACCCAGCCUCUCUGGAUGGAAGUUGUGACUACUUGCAAUGCAUGCAGCUUGUUUGCUAAGUACCUACGGAAUUAAAUGCACAUAGAUGCUAUAAGCACUUGUAAGACAGUUGAUUAUGUCCAAUCAGUACAAUGGUUAGGUAUUUGGUGGUUUGUUUUUCUUUUUUUUUGGUCCUGGCAGGGCAACAAUAACCACUCCCAAUCUAGAGGAAAGCCCCCCAAGAUUGUGGACGCCUGGGAGAAUGUUGCUUUGAGCUGAUAGCCUACAGAUCCACGACCUCAUUCUGAGACUCUUACGCAUCAGCUGUGUAGGCCCCAGGGCAUGGGAAGAAAUACCAUCUUGUAAGGUUCUCAGAUUAAUUCUUGAACAAGUUAAAAUAGGGUGCUCCUUCUGUCCAGGGUAGGCAUUUCAUCACGCUUGCCCUGGGUGCCUCACACCAAGGAGACAGAAAAAAAAGACAGGUCCCUCAGCUUUUUGGGGAGAAGUGACUGGGAACGCAGGAUCUUUUUGAUGUGCCUUCGAAGGCCCAGACUAGAACUGUCCACCAUGAAGUACAUUCUAGAGUUUUUGAAAUGCCAGUAGGUUGGUGGAGGCAGGGAGAAAAAAACGGUAAAACCAAGAGUGAGAGGAAUAGAGGCCGAAGGAAGGUAGGAGGAGGAGCGCAGGAGAACGCACGCUGCAUCCACCCUCGUCCCUGGAUCCCCUACUCCAGGAGCCAACAGACCUUUCCUCCAAUUCAUGUUCUGCCCACAAGCUGGAGCCUAAGGAAGUGUGAAGCCCAAACCCCAGGAGCCAGAGCUGGAAGGCACUUUGAAGCUGCAGAUCCUGUUUCGUGGAUGGUGAAAGAGGGAGCCUGGGUCCUGGAUCCAGAUGCCCAGCCUUGUGAUGCAGAUUCCAGCGACCUCAUGGAGGACUCCGCUCUCCCUGUGGCGCAGGCACACACAGCCACCUCCUGCACGCGCCUUCUGUUGUGUUAAUAGGGCCCUUGUUUGUGUCUCAUGUCUGUUCCCCUUGCAAGUUAUUUUUAUUUGUUGUUACUAUUAUUUGUUCUUGACUAUUAACUAACUAUAAGAGGUAACAAAUAAAGUGUCUUUGGUA
This is a messenger RNA of Nyctereutes procyonoides (raccoon dog), 3119 nucleotides long. It is a transcript of the gene MUC13, whose product is annotated as mucin 13, cell surface associated. Lineage: Eukaryota; Metazoa; Chordata; Mammalia; Carnivora; Canidae. Bases 1 to 1890 code for a protein of 629 amino acids. The transcript is spliced from 14 exons. The record is from RefSeq and is a predicted model, not a curated record.